UUGAAACUUGGAUUUCAGUAGAAGAGACGGUGUUCGCGUGAUGUGUUCUGUUAAACCGCAAAUCAGUACAAUAGUGCCAUACAUACCACACAUUGAAGUUCAAUCGCUUGAGAACAAAGAAGCGGAACAAGCAAAGGCAAUGGGUGGAGCAAAACAGUUCGACGUACGCGCAUUGCGAGUAAGACAACGUUUUCUACACGACAUGUGCCUUGCAAACGAUUCAGCUUCUGGUUCGCAGCGGCUCGUCUUCAUUGUCUUUCUACUUUGGAUAUCACCUUUAGGAUUGUCCCAUUGGAUCAUAUACUCUAAUCCCCAGGUGUACAUUUCAGAUUUUAAUACUCAGUACAUAAUAUUUUAG
Messenger RNA from Frankliniella occidentalis (western flower thrips), 358 nucleotides. RefSeq lists its product as uncharacterized. NCBI's taxonomy places the organism in Eukaryota, Metazoa, Arthropoda, Insecta, Thysanoptera, Thripidae. The transcript is spliced from 2 exons. The record is from RefSeq and is a predicted model, not a curated record. The coding region runs from base 41 to 358 and encodes 105 amino acids.